AUGUACGAACACCGAGUCUACUCCUUGGCGCCACCGGCCUCGCGAACCCGCAGCCUCCAGGGGACCGACGACCCGAGGGCCGCAGCCCAGAGGCCGUCGUCCUGCGCCGACCCGCGGUCCGGGAGCGAUGAGACGUGUGCUCUGACACUGUUCAGCCCCGGCGGAGGCGUCCCUCGCAGGCCCAGCGCAUGUGCCAUCGGCUUGAAGGAGCUCAGCGAGGCGGACACCUUGCGCGCCGACGGCGUGGGUCCCAGCGGCGGCGGCGGCGGCGGCGGCCAUGGCGUCACCGGAGUCGAGAUGGACACGGCGAUUGCCGAGGAAGGCUUCUCGUCCAUGUCUCCGACCAGGCUGGCCCCAUUGGCGCUGCUAAUGCAGAGUGCCAAGAGCCGGCUGUACACCGCCGUGGCGUGCGUCGUGCUCUACCACGCGUUCCUGCUGUUCGCCAUCGCCCGCCACUGGGCCGAGGGUCCCGACAUGUGCCAUCCCGUGUGGCUGCUGGCCCUGGCCACGCUCCUGGUGCUCCUGUUCGCGGCCGGCCGGCUGCUGCUGAAGCGCUACGCGACCACCAUCAUGGCCUCGGCGGACGCGUUGCGCUACCGCGAGAGGAUGCCCAAGGUGUGGCUGUCCAUCCUGGUGGUCGGCGUCAGCCUACUGGUGUACGACGCCCGCGACCACCUGUCCCGGCUGACCUCCCUGGGUGGCAUCCUGGUGCUGCUCGCCAUCAACUACGCACUCUCCAGCAGCCGGAAAACCGUCCCGUGGCUGGUGCUGGCGCGCGCUCUGGUGCUCCAGUACGUGGCGGCGGCGCUGAUGCUGCGCUGGUCGGCGGGCCGGACCCUGGUCGUGUGCGUGUCGCAGCACAUCAGGCGUUUCUUAAAGCACGCGUCCGGAGGGAGCCAAUUUUUCUUCGGGUACCUGGCCGCCGGUGCGAACCUGUCCGUGCCCGGAGGUGGCAUUCUGCUGCCCGAUAACGGACGGAACGACACCUCCACGCUCCUGCCCAUACUGGCGUUCAGCGCGAUGCCGGUGAUCUUCUACGUGGGCUUCUGCGUGAACGUGCUCUACUACUGGGGCAUCAUGCAAGCCAUCGUCUCUCGGCUGGGCGGAUUCCUGAACCAAGUGGUUGGCUCCACUGCCUGCGAGUCCAUAUGCGCGGCUGGGAACCUGAUACUCGGACCGGAGCAGUCGACGCUGAUGCUGCACCCGUACCUCCCGCACGUCACCAAAGCCGAGCUCCACUGCUUCCUGACGUCGGGCUUCGCCAGCAUGUCGUCCGUCAUGCUGGGAUCGUACAUCGCGCUCGGA
This is a messenger RNA of Dermacentor silvarum, 1305 nucleotides long. RefSeq names its product sodium/nucleoside cotransporter 2. Lineage: Eukaryota; Metazoa; Arthropoda; Arachnida; Ixodida; Ixodidae. The transcript is spliced from 6 exons. Gene Ontology annotation, cellular component: membrane. The annotation marks the transcript as partial. The record is from RefSeq and is a predicted model, not a curated record. Gene Ontology annotation, biological process: nucleoside transmembrane transport. Gene Ontology annotation, molecular function: nucleoside:sodium symporter activity.